GGAGGAGCCGGAGCCGCCGCCGCCGCCACCGCCGCCGCCGCCGCUGCUACUGCUGGAGGGUAGGCGGAUGUACGGGGCGGCGGGGGCCCCGGCGCGGAGCGCUUCGGCGCCUGUGGUCCGCUCGCUGCGGCGGCCGCCGCCGGCUACGGGGGUGUCUUUUAUGAAUAAUCAAAAGCAGCAAAAGCCAACGCUAUCAGGCCAGCGUUUUAAAACUAGAAAAAGAGAUGAAAAAGAGAGGUUUGACCCUACUCAGUUUCAGGACUGUAUUAUUCAAGGUUUAACUGAAACUGGCACUGAUUUGGAAGCAGUAGCAAAAUUUCUUGAUGCUUCUGGGGCAAAACUUGAUUAUCGCCGAUAUGCAGAAACACUCUUUGACAUUCUGGUGGCUGGUGGCAUGCUGGCCCCAGGUGGUACACUGGCAGAUGACAUGAUGCGUACAGAUGUCUGUGUAUUUGCAGCACAAGAAGACCUAGAGACCAUGCAAGCCUUUGCUCAGGUAUUCAACAAGUUAAUCAGGCGAUACAAAUACCUUGAAAAGGGAUUUGAGGAUGAAGUUAAAAAGCUGCUGCUAUUCUUAAAGGGUUUUUCAGAGUCUGAGAGGAACAAACUAGCCAUGUUGACUGGGGUUCUUCUGGCCAAUGGGACACUUAAUGCAUCCAUUCUUAACAGCCUUUAUAAUGAGAAUUUGGUUAAAGAAGGCGUUUCAGCGGCCUUUGCUGUAAAGCUGUUUAAAUCAUGGAUAAAUGAAAAGGAUAUCAAUGCAGUAGCUGCUAGUCUUCGAAAAGUCAGCAUGGACAACAGACUGAUGGAACUUUUUCCGGCCAACAAGCAAAGUGUUGAGCACUUCACAAAAUAUUUUACCGAAGCAGGUCUAAAAGAACUUUCUGAGUAUGUUCGGAACCAGCAAACCAUAGGAGCUCGUAAAGAGCUACAGAAAGAACUUCAAGAACAAAUGUCACGUGGUGAUCCAUUUAAGGAUAUAAUUUUGUAUGUCAAGGAGGAGAUGAAGAAAAACAAUAUCCCAGAACAGAUCGUUAUAGGCAUAGUCUGGUCAAGUGUAAUGAGCACUGUGGAAUGGAACAAAAAGGAGGAGCUGGUAGCAGAGCAAGCCAUCAAGCAUUUGAAGCAAUAUAGCCCUCUACUUGCUGCCUUUACUACUCAAGGUCAGUCUGAGCUGACUCUGUUACUGAAGAUUCAGGAGUACUGUUAUGACAACAUUCACUUCAUGAAAGCCUUCCAGAAAAUCGUGGUGCUUUUUUAUAAAGCUGAAGUCCUGAGUGAAGAGCCCAUUUUGAAGUGGUAUAAAGAUGCACAUGUUGCAAAGGGGAAAAGUGUCUUUCUUGAGCAAAUGAAAAAAUUUGUAGAGUGGCUCAAGAAUGCAGAAGAAGAAUCUGAGUCUGAAGCGGAAGAAGGCGACUGAAUUGUGAAACUACAAGCUCAGUAAAGCAAACAGGAGUUGUAGAUAAAAUGUCAUGUCUCAUGUGUCCUUCUGGUUCUUACAUCUUCCUACCUCCCUGUAUCAAGCAUGAUAUAAGGGCUUUCAUGGCAAAUUUAUUUUAACUGUUUUCUAUGGUUACUGAAAAAUGUUGGGUUUAGUUUUUAAAACCAUGUUUUAAGUAGCUACAGGAGCUAUAGAUUUGAAUCUAAUGUUGCAUUAGUCUUUUCAGUUAUCUUCUACCUCCUGUAUUUUCUACUGUAAUAAUGUAAUUUAAGGCCUUCCACAAUGAACAGUUCAUUUUAUCCCUGGGUUUUCUAUAAACAGUUUACAAGACAUGAUUUGGUUAAAAACAAUUUGUUAUGGAAAUUCUGUUUGCAAAUUAAACUGUACAAGUAUCCAAAGUCAAAAGGCAAAUGACUUGUGUGAUAAUUUGAUAUGAAAUGAGAAGGCAGCAUUAAAUGGUUUUCAGAGCUCCAUUCAUCAGAUGAUAGUCCAUAUACGACCUCAAAGCUUAAUUUCUGAACAUUGAUUCUGAAGUAGUAAUUGGCCAGCUCUUUGUUGAUACUUCUAAAGAGUAUUUCUUUUAACGGGGGUGGAGGGUGGGGGGCAUCAUUCAAGGUUUUAAGCAAAGAUUUUCCAAGUAGCCUAUAGCUAAAAUGUCAAUUGUCUUUGCUUCCUGGUUUCUCACUUAUAAGUAAAGGAAUUGUUGGGAAGCAAUUCAGAAAAAUGAAGGCAGCACAAGUGACUAGAGAGGCAGAAAGAAAGAAAAUUACAAUCUCUCCAUUGCAUACUUCCCUUCAUUUCAGUGUUGUAGCCAAAAAAGGUAGAUGAGCAUCUGUUAUGCCACCAUCUCCAGGUCUGCUUACUGACGUAUAAUAGUCUUUGUCAUUCACAGAAUCUUGCACUCUGGAGAACCCUAAGUUCAGAGGAUAAAAAUCUUUAGAGGGAGUGCAUAUAAGGAAGUGAUGAGUAUCCUAAAACCGGUAAAACUUUAAAUGUUAAAUGACCAAUGUUGCAGAUGAGCCCUUUGGGGACUCCCAGCAUAAUUGUCCCAUCUGUCCUGUUGGCUUAGAGUCAUCCUGUAUGUUGUAUUGUAAUGCAAUGAUGUGAUACCACUUGGCCAUACUGGACUAUCUUCAUUCUUGGCAUACAGGGAUGACUGAAGCGGCUGCCUAAUAUCUGCCCCAGUUGCCAUUUUCUUCUUGCCACAAGCCAAAAAGUUUCUUUUCUAGCUCUCAAAUCUUUUUAUUCUGAUGGCUUACUUUUUUUUACUUUAAUUUAUCUUUGCUGAUAAUUUGUCUACAUACAGAGCAGCCAUUAGAAGAUGAGUGGAUGAUUAUUGCCUCAUUUUGGGCUGCUAAAUUUUGUGGUAGAGAAGACUAUUAAAUGAACAUGUUGGAAUAAGGUGUUCUGAACUCUUCACCAAAGCUGGAAACAGUGUCACCAGGACGUCAGUGAACUAUGCCCUAUUUUAGCAUGUGCAUUGAGCCAAGAAUUUGGUAUUUAAAAUUAAAAAUACACCUCAAGGGAAUGAAGUGUAAUAUAAUUUGAAGCUAACGUACAAUAGCCUUAUAAGGAAGAGCAUUAUAACUGAUAGUCUUGUGAGUGGAGUGUAUGUUAAGUUUUCAUGUGUAGAUAUUAUGUAUCUAAUAGGUUUCUACUGUAGUGAUCUGCUUCCUUUGUAAUUUGUAGUCCUAAAGACUUUUUUAAAAAAUAAAGGCCAUCCUUAAACUUAGGUUUAAUAGAUCCGUUUUUGUUAAAUUGGAAUUUUAAAAACAUUGAUAUCUAAAUGACCGGCAUUGUAUAACACAUCAAAAAUGUCCUUGCAGUUUAUAACUAAUGUAAAUGCUGCUUUUCAUCCAAGUAUGUCCCAAACUACAGGAUCCAUACCGCCAGAGGACUGGGAUCUAGAUCAAGCUAGGUUCAUGUACCUCCACAAUGAAGUCGCAUGUUACUACAAUGCAAUCAAAAUUAAAUCAUUUAAUCGCAUAUUAUGUAUAAUAGAGGGGUGAGUGUGGGAGAGUGUGGAGAGUGUGUGAAUGGCCUUCCAUCUGUCUUUCCCCAGUCACAGAAGUCUUUUCCUACUAGUGGCACAGGAAGGGGUUCAUUAAAGUUCUAGUAUAUGGACGAGUCCAAAAGUAGUCAAAAUGUUUGAAUGGUGAUUUAAUGUAGGCUUAACUCCUUAAGUACUAGGGGCUUCCCACCCUCAGGUGCCAAGAUUCCAUAUAAGUGACUUGUAAUUCUAUGGAAAAUUAACAAAAGGAAUAGUGUAAGAUGAAAUCUAGCUGCCUGUGCCAACUCCAAUGCCCUCAUGAUCCCUAAUGGAAAAGGCUACAGUUGUGCUUUCCAUAACAAAUAGGUGUUAGCAAUCAAAUUCUGUUGUUGCUGGAUGUCAUUGAGUUUCUCAGCUGAUAAUAUUAAAACAAAAGGUCAGCUCCUACUCCUUGAGGCGUUGAAAAUAUUUGAGUUGACUGGUUUUCUUUAACUGCUAUAUCAUGUCUAUAUUGACCUUUUCCCCCACUGAUUUCCUAAAAAUUGAAAGCCAAGUUAGCUCUCUAGAGCCUUUUGACUCUUAAACGAGGGCUGGAGGGAUUGGAAGACAUUCGCUGUAUCAAGUGAGUGACUGAUCUCUUUGAACUAGUUUUAGGGUGUCAGUCUUCGGUGAAAGUAAGGUCUUUUCAUGGGCUUGAGUUUCGUACUCUGUAUCAAACUUUGUGAGACAAGGUCUAUGGACAUGUAUUCAUGAUGAAAUCAUUUUUUGGCCCCAGUUUCACGUUGAUUAGCAUCUCUUAUUGCUAUGCUGAAAAUAGAAUUAUGAGUGUGGUUGCUUUGGAGAACAAGACAAAUUUGAAUUUGAGCAAUCUUCAGCAUAAAAUAAUUUUACAUUUAUUUGGCAACUGGAUAUCUGAAUAUAGGAUGUACAUAUGUUGAUUAUUUGAUGGUACAAGUGAUUUUUUUUGGCUUUUACAUAUUGGAGUUGUUUGCCAUUUUUCAUUUGUCCAUUGUAAAAAAUACAGUCUGCUUCUGAACACAGUUAUAAGAGUACACAUUAUUUCAUAGCUCUCUGUCCACUUAUUACAAUUUCAAGUUAAUCUUUCCUUGUAUAUUGUGUCCAUAGGGACUACUAUCAACUGGUAUUUUAAGUGUGUUAAUUAAGGUAGUGUGAAUACUUUGCACAAGUGAAUUUCAUGAAAUUUAUGUAAUGGAAAUCUAGGUUUACUACGUUUUGAGCACAAAUUCAUUCCUUCAUAAAGUAACAACUGCCAAGAGCUAUUGAACAAGUUUUAAGUGGUUUCAGAUCCAAUUGUAAGUAUACUCUACUGAUGGUUAAGCAAUACUGAGAGGGUUUCUGGUAAACAGCUACUUUUUUCGAUGUUUGCCCGAUUUCCUUCCCUUUUGCCUUUUUAAUCCUUAAAACCCAGACUUGACCACAUAGCAUAACUUUGAUUUCUGGACAGUAUCAUGCUCUACAUAGAGACUUACUGAGGUUGCAACUGUUAUGGAACCAUAAGGUUCAUUCAAGAUGUUCCAAGUUGAAAUAAGAGGUAUGUGCUUAAAUACCAACUAACUAAAAUAGCUUCUUAUUUCAUAAGGUUUUGUCUAAUACAUUGCAUUAGUGUGAUCUUAAAAGUAGCAGGAAGAAAUAUUGUUUUUGCUUAGCAUUGCUCAGUUAAAAAAAUUUAUCUGGCUUAUAGGCAUCCAAUUAAUCUCCAAGAAGUUUGUGUCCAUAUUACCAUAAGGGAUUAUUUUAUUUUAUACUUUGUAGCUGUAUUUCUAGCUCACUGUAAGCCACCAAUAUUAUAUGCUUUGAAUUGUCCUAUUUUCCUGGAUUAUCUGUACCAAAAUGUAUAUAGAUGGUUCUUUUGAGAUGAACUCAAUCCAUAGCAUAAGCUCUGUUCUUAACAUGGCAUUAGGACUGAUUUUUCCAGGGCUCUAUCCCUGUUAGGACAUGUUAAUAAAGUCUAGGGUUGAGUGGGAACAGUGAGCUAAAAACUUUACAAGGCUUUCUUCCCAAGGAUUGAAUAGAUAAUUACAGAGCACAGAUUCUGGGAUUACACCAUAAAUUACAUAAAUUUAUAUAUAUAAUGAAUUUGGGGCUCUGCAGGGUAAUCUUGACAAAUAACUUUGUAGAUGGUCACUAUUUACAAUCAACCAGUUGGUUUGUAAGCAUGACAAGUUCAGAGUGUCUGAGCAAAAAACUAGCCAGGAGCCAAGCAAGCGCCGGUGCUUAUAUUAAUGGCAAAAGUAGCUUGUACUAGGUUUUUGUUGUUGGGUUUUUUUUUAUUUUGAGCUGCAGAUCCUAAAGCUCUUUUAAAGGUUGUUUACCUACAGGUAAAUCUUGGCAGGAAACACCAAAGCAGCCAUUUUUUGACCAGUCCUACUUAGCAGUCUUCAAAUAUGUUAGAAAAUUUUGUGCUAUUCUACCUGAUUUCUCUAGCAUAUUAAGAUUUAAAUAUCUUGUAUAAAACAUGGACACAGCAGUAAUGUUCCAAGUAGCAGGAAUAGAAAAGAUAGGAGCAUCUGAAUGGUGAGUGGAGAAGACUGGCCAACUAGCUAGCUCUUGGCACUGCAACAUGUCCACAACCUAACUACAGCCAUCCAACCCAGUAACUGUACUGAUGCCUAUUACUAUGUAUAACUGUGAAACUUGCUUCUUGUCUGUACCCUUGAAAUUGAAAUAAAAUUUAUUGAGAAUCUUUGUUAAUGUAAAAA
Molecule: messenger RNA, 6151 nt
Organism: Monodelphis domestica (gray short-tailed opossum)
Lineage: Eukaryota; Metazoa; Chordata; Mammalia; Didelphimorphia; Didelphidae
Gene: BZW1
Product: basic leucine zipper and W2 domains 1
Cellular component (GO): cytoplasm; membrane
Molecular function (GO): protein binding
Source: RefSeq, a predicted model, not a curated record